Messenger RNA from Lepus europaeus (European hare), 9957 nucleotides. RefSeq names its product zinc finger protein 236 (gene ZNF236). Gene Ontology annotation, cellular component: nucleus. Gene Ontology annotation, biological process: regulation of transcription by RNA polymerase II. Lineage: Eukaryota; Metazoa; Chordata; Mammalia; Lagomorpha; Leporidae. Gene Ontology annotation, molecular function: DNA-binding transcription factor activity, RNA polymerase II-specific; RNA polymerase II cis-regulatory region sequence-specific DNA binding. The coding region runs from base 297 to 5795 and encodes 1832 amino acids. The transcript is spliced from 31 exons. The record is from RefSeq and is a predicted model, not a curated record.
GCACCCGGCCGUGUCCCUGGCAUCAAGCCGGGGGUGCCCGGCUCAGACUUGCUGCCCCUCGCCAGGGCAUGGUUCCCCGGGACGGGAGGCCACGCCCGGUAGCCGCCCCUGGGUCCCUUAUCCCUCACCGCAGGGACCCUGCUGUCACCCUCCUGUCACCCCUGAGGCUGGGCCACGCCGAUGUCGUGGGCCUCCUAGUGCCCGCGGGCUGGACGUGCCCCACCCCUGCCUCACCAGAGCCGCCUGGAGUCCACGCUGCCCGGGAAAGGCCGUCUUGACUCCGUACACGUUUUAAUAUGGAUUCGUUUUUCUAUGGCGCUUUACCAUUGAAUGCAGAGAACACUAACUAUGACGAGCCAGUCCCAAACUUCCACAAGUGUGAGAUCUGUCUGCUGUCUUUCCCCAAAGAGUCCCAGUUCCAGCGCCACAUGAGGGCUCACGAGCGAAAUGACAAGCCACAUCGCUGUGACCAGUGUCCCCAAACAUUCAAUGUUGAAUUCAACCUGACACUGCACAAAUGCACCCACAAUGGGGAGGACCCCGCCUGCCCCGUCUGUAACAAGAAGUUCUCCAGAGUGGCUAGUCUCAAGGCGCACAUUAUGCUGCACGAGAAGGAAGAGAACCUCAUGUGUUCCGAGUGUGGAGACGAGUUCACUCUGCAGAGCCAGCUGGCCAUACACAUGGAGGAGCACCGGCAGGAGCUGGCCGGGACCCGGGUGCACACUUGCAAGGCCUGCAAGAAGGAGUUUGGAACCUCGUCAGAGCUCAAGGAGCACAUGAAGACUCACUACAAGAUUAGGGUGUCAAGCACGAGAUCCUAUAAUCGCAACAUCGACAGAAGUGGGUUCACGUACUCGUGUCCACACUGCGGGAAGACAUUCCAGAAGCCAAGCCAGCUAACCCGGCACAUCAGGAUCCACACAGGUGAACGGCCAUUUAAAUGUAGUGAAUGUGGAAAAGCCUUUAACCAGAAGGGGGCGCUGCAGACCCACAUGAUCAAGCACACAGGUGAAAAGCCCCACGCCUGCGCCUUCUGUCCGGCUGCGUUUUCUCAGAAAGGGAACCUGCAGUCGCACGUGCAGCGAGUUCACUCGGAGGUCAAGAACGGGCCCACCUACAACUGUACAGAGUGCAGCUGUGUGUUCAAGAGCCUGGGCAGCUUAAACACCCACAUGAGCAAGAUGCACGUGGGCGGGCCGCAGAGUACCACGCGCCCCGCAGAGACUGCCCACGUCCUAACGGCCACGCUCUUCCAGACUAUACCGCUGCAGCCGGCAGAGGCCCAGGUUGUGUCCACGGCGAGUCAGCAGAACUCCCAGGCGGUGACCGACGUCAUCCAGCAGCUCCUGGAGCUCUCGGAGCCGGGGCCUGUGGAGUCCAGCCAGUCCCCGCAGCCAGGGCAGCAACUGAGUAUCACCGUGGGCCUCAACCAGGACAUCCUCCAGCAAGCCUUAGAAAACAGUGGGCUGUCUUCAAUUCCAGUUGCAGCACAUCCCAGCGACGCCAGCCACGCCAAGGCCUCAGCCACACAGACUCAGAGCCCAGAUGUUUCCAACGUGUCCACCGAGCCAACGGACCCCCCAGAUGCAGAGCAAGAGAAAGAACAGGAAAGCCCAGAGAAGCUGGAUAAAAAAGAAAAAAAAAUUAUGAAGAAGAAAUCACCAUUUUUACCCGGCUCCAUCCGAGAGGAGAACGGGGUGCGGUGGCACGUGUGUCCCUACUGCACCAAGGCGUUCCGGAAGCCCAGCGACCUGGUGCGCCACAUCCGUAUCCACACGCACGAGAAGCCCUUCAAGUGCCCGCAGUGCUUCCGGGCCUUCGCGGUGAAGAGCACGCUGACCGCGCACAGCAAGACGCACACGGGCAUCAAGGCCUUCAAGUGCCAGCACUGCAUGAAGAGCUUCUCCACCUCGGGCAGCCUCAAGGUGCACAUCCGCCUGCACACAGGAGUUAGACCUUUUGCUUGUCCUCACUGUGACAAAAAGUUCCGAACCUCAGGCCACAGGAAGACCCACAUUGCUUCCCACUUCAAACACACGGAGCUAAGGAAGAUGAGGCACCAGCGUAAGCCUGCGAAGGCCCGUGUUGGCAAGACGAACGUCCCUGUCCCCGAUAUUCCUUUGCAGGAGCCGAUUCUCAUAACCGACUUGGGUCUUAUCCAGCCCAUCCCAAGAAACCAGUUUUUCCAGAAUUAUUUUAAUAACAACUUUGUCAACGAAGCAGAUAGGCCGUACAAAUGUUUCUACUGUCAUCGUGCGUACAAAAAGUCUUGCCACCUGAAGCAGCACAUUCGGUCACACACAGGUGAAAAGCCCUUUAAGUGCUCUCAGUGUGGAAGAGGCUUCGUGUCUGCAGGCGUGCUCAAGGCACACGUACGCACGCACACGGGGCUCAAGUCGUUCCAGUGUCUGAUCUGUAACGGGGCUUUCACCACAGGCGGCAGCUUACGGCGGCACAUGGGCACCCACAACGACAUCCGGCCCUACAUGUGUCCCUACUGCCAGAAAACGUUCAAGACCUCACUCAAUUGCAAAAAGCACAUGAAAACCCAUAGGUACGAGCUCGCCCAGCAGCUGCAGCAGCACCAGCAGGCCGCCUCCCUUGACGACAGCACCGUGGACCAACAGAGCAUGCAAGUGUCCGCCCCCAUGCAGGUGGAGCUCGAGAGCUCCGAGCUGCAGCAGACGGCUGAGGCGGUUGCUGCAGACCCCGAAGCCAUGCUGGACCUGGGGCCACAGCACGUGGUGGCUGCAGAGGACACGGCACUGGGUCAGCCGCUGACCGAUCAGCCUUUGGACGCAGAUGAAGAUGGGUUUGCGGCCCCCCAGGACCCUCUCCGAGGGCACAUGGACCAGUUUGAGGAGCAGACCCCGCCUGCGCAGUCCUUUGAGCCAGCAGGGCUGUCACAAGGUUUCGCAGUGGCCGAUACGUACGGUCAGCAGCCCCAGUUCCCAGCCGUGCAGCAGCUGCAGGACUCCAGUACGCUGGAGUCUCAAGCCCUGUCCACAAGUUUCCAUCAGCAGAACUUGCUGCAGGUCCCUGGUGCCGAGGCAGUCAGCGUGACAACACGCUUGAUUCCGGAGUCUCCCCAGGAGCAGCUGGACCUCCGGGCGCAGCGGCCCGCAUUUCUGGAGGAUGGCGAGGAUCAGAGCAGGCGCUCAUACAGGUGUGACUACUGCAACAAGGGCUUCAAGAAGUCCAGCCACUUGAAGCAGCACGUGCGGUCACACACGGGGGAGAAGCCCUACAAGUGCAAGCUCUGUGGCCGUGGCUUCGUCUCCUCCGGAGUCCUCAAGUCCCACGAGAAGACACACACAGGGGUCAAGGCCUUCAGCUGCAGUCUCUGCAACACCUCGUUCACCACCAACGGCAGCCUCACGCGGCACAUGGCGACACACAUGAGCAUGAAGGCCUACAAGUGUCCCUUCUGCGAGGAGGGCUUCCGGACCACCGUCCACUGCAAGAAGCACAUGAAGAGGCACCAGGCAGUGGCCCCCGCGGCGCCCACUGCGGGGGAGGCGGAAGCAGGAGACAUGGCGAUGGAGGAGGAAGACAGUUCCGACAGAACUGUGCCCAGAAAAUCUCGCCCUGAGGUCAUCACGUUCACCGAGGAGGAGACGGCGCAGCUGGCCAGGAUCCGGCCCCAGGACAGCGCCACCGUGUCCGAGAAGGUGCUGGUGCAGUCGGCCGCCGAGAAGGACCGCAUCAGCGAGAUGAAAGACGAGCAGGCGGAGCUGGAGGCCGAGCCCAAGCAUGCCAACUGCUGCACCUACUGCCCCAAGAGCUUUAAGAAGCCCAGCGACCUGGUGAGGCAUGUUCGAAUCCACACAGGAGAAAAGCCAUACAAGUGUGACGAGUGUGGGAAGAGUUUUACUGUCAAAUCCACCCUUGAUUGCCACGUGAAGACGCACACAGGUCAGAAGCUCUUCAGCUGCCACGUGUGCAGCAACGCGUUCUCCACGAAGGGGAGCCUGAAAGUGCACAUGCGCCUGCACACGGGAGCCAAGCCCUUCAAGUGCCCGCACUGCGAGCUGCGCUUCCGCACGUCCGGCCGGAGGAAGACGCACAUGCAGUUCCACUACAAGCCCGACCCCAAGAAGGCCCGGAAGCCGGCGGCUCCAGGCUCCUCGGAGGGCCUGCAGCCCGUCAGCCUGCUCAGCGCCACCUCCUCCGACCCCAGCGUGUUUAUCAUGAACAACUCUGUCCUCACUGGGCAGCUUGAGCAGAGUCUGCUUCAGCAGGGGCUGGUGGGCCAGGCCGUUCUCCCCGCCUCCGUGUCAGCUGGAGGUGAUUUGACCGUGUCUUUGACAGAUGGGAGCUUGGGCGCCCUGGAAGGCAUCCAGCUGCAGUUGGCUGCUCACUUGGUUGGACCAAACGUUCAGAUUUCUGGAAUCGAUGCUGCCAGCAUUAAUAACAUCACACUGCAGAUCGAUCCGAGUAUUCUACAGCAGACGCUCCAGCAGGGCAGCGUGCUGACUCAGCAGCUCACGGGGGAGCCUGGCGUGGCCCCACACACCAGCUCUGUCCAGACAGGGGACAGCACCGUGCCCGCCAGCGUUGUCAUCCAGCCCAUCUCAGGCCUGUCCCUGCAGCCCACGGUGACGUCCGCCAACCUGACCCUCGGCACGCUGUCUGAGCACGACUCUGUGCUGGCCGCCAGCAGCAGUGGAACUCAAGACCUCACUCAGGCGAUGGCUUCCCAAGGUCUGGUGUCCACCUCCACUGGUCCGCACGAGAUCACCCUGACCAUUAACAACUCGAGUUUGAGCCAGGUCCUGGCGCAGGCUGCUGGGCCCACCACCACGUCCUCCUCGGGGUCGCCACAGGAAAUCACGCUGACGAUCUCUGAGCUGAAUCCUGCGAGCGGGAGCCUGCCUUCGUCAACACCCAUGUCCCCGUCAGCCAUGUCGACUCAGAACCUGGUCAUGUCUUCGUCAGGCGUGGGGGGAGACGCCAGCGUGACGCUGACCUUGGCGGACACUCAGGGCAUGCUGUCAGGAGGCCUGGACACCGUGACGCUCAACAUCACCUCUCAGGGCCAGCAGUUCCCGGCGUUGCUCACGGACCCCUCCCUGGCCAGCCAAGGAGGCGCGGGCUCCCCACAGGUCAUCCUAGUGAGCCACACCCCGCAGUCGGCAGCUGCCCCCUGUGAAGAAGUGGCCUACCAGGUGACCGACGUCUCAGCCGCCCUGGCCCAGGGCCCCCAGCCUGAGAAGGAGGGCCGGGCGCGCCAGUGCCUGGAGUGUGACCGCGCCUUCUCGUCGGCCGCGGUGCUCACGCACCACAGCAGGGAGGUGCACGGCCAGGAGCGCGUCCACGGCUGCGUCGUGUGCAGGAAGGCCUUCAAGCGCGCCACGCACCUCAAGGAGCACAUGCAGACGCACCAGGCGGGCCCUUCCCUGAGCUCCCAGAAGCCGAGAGUGUUUAAAUGCGACGCCUGUGAAAAGGCGUUCGCCAAGCCCAGCCAGCUGGAGCGGCACAGUCGCAUCCACACAGGGGAGCGGCCCUUCCACUGUACGCUGUGCGAGAAAGCCUUCAACCAGAAGAGCGCGCUGCAGGUGCACAUGAAGAAGCACACGGGCGAGCGGCCCUACCGGUGCGACCACUGCGCCAUGGGCUUCACGCAGAAGAGCAACAUGAAGCUGCACGUGAAGCGGGCGCACAGCUACACCGGAACCUUGCCGGAGGCCGCGGGGCACCCGGAGCAGGACGGGGAGGAGCUGAGGACCUUGCACUUGGAGGAGGUGGUGCAGGAGGCGGCGGGCGAGUGGCAGGCGCUCACCAACGUGUUCUGAAGCCGGCCGGAGCACGCGGCCCGGGCCAGGGGCCAGGACGGCGCACCGGGAUUUCUGUUUCAGGGCUUCACGGGUUGGAGUGCUGCACGAUCGGUUUUUAGCUCUGAAAUUCCCUACGGAUCAUUGUCUUUCAGAGACUGACAGGAGGGAAGCUGGGAAAGACGCAGACGCGGCGUAGCCCGUGUCUGCAGAUCCCUGCACUCAGGUACUGCGAGGGGCAGGUGCACCUCCACACCGCGGCCAGUGCACCGUUCUGGCAGAAGCUGCGGUCUUUCUGUCAUUUAGUGUGAUUUCUUCGUCUUAGCAAGACAGACGUCAACUUGGAGCAGCCUGCGGGAUGCCCGCCGUGCUUCCUCUUGGGCGAGGCGUAGCCUAGAGCAGGAAAGUGUCCCACCGCACAGGGACGCUUUUGCCACUUUUUUGUCUGUCCAUUUGGAAAAUUAGAAGAAAUCGACUCUUUGUAGUCUGCCAUGAGUUAAUGCAACCAGUACCUUGAGAGCUGGCUGGCCCAGCGCUCUCCGACGCGGACCUCGGGUCCUGCAGAGCAGUGCAGUGUGGGGCGGCAGCAGGGGGCCAGAGGAGCUGGCCCAGGGCCGGUGCCACGGCCGCUGCAGGAGUGUUUGCUCAGGUGCGUGGGGUGAGGACCACACAAGCCAUCCCUGCAGCCGGGGUGCGCAGGCCGUGUGCCGGAACGGGCAGCGCUGCCCUGUGGCCUCCACGCCGUGACCUUCUUGUUCAUCCUGAGGAGUGUGUUUUAUUUCAGGGACUUCUCAGUAUCAUCAAUGGUGCCACAGCAAACACGUCCCCCACGGAAUCCCACCCAUGCUGGGGCCGAGCGCUCAUCGUCCAAAGAUGGAAAGGUCCCUGACUCCACGUUGGUGUCCUGUGCUGUGUACAGACGGCCGCGGACAGGCGGCAGGCGGGCUCUGCGCCGGGGCGUCUGCUCUGUGAAUAGCGCCCGGGGCUCCGCGCCCCACCAGCACUUCAGACCAGUAUUGUGUUCCUUCUCCCGCAGAGGGGUAUCUUCUCCACUGUAAUAUAAAGCUGGGUUUUAUUUUAUUUUCCUGAAAAAUAAUUGCCUUUAUUUUCUCUCGCUGCCUCCUUGGUUUCAGAAGAGAGUAGUUUUAUUAUAAAUAUCGUAUGGACUUUGUAUCAUAAGAGGGGCUCGUUGCCGAUUCCUAAGAAGGAGACGUUUCACUGUUAGUCUGGAAGGCACCUUCCGAUCUCGCUGUUGUUCACCUCUGCGGAUGUACAUAAGUACUGUUGAUGGUGAGAUGGAAACUUUUGUUACGUGAAGAUAUUUAAGUCAGAAAACUGUUAAAUAAUAUUACUUUUUUUCCAAACUGCUUUGUGUAUUGUAUAUUUUUUUAAGAAAACGAAAGCCUUAUUUGACUUAUUCUUGUGAUGCUGGACUUAUUAUAAAUCUCGAGGUUUCCCUGAGUGUCAGUGUGUGUAACUGGCUACUGUCAGUAUAUUCAGAAUAAUUGUAAGUGUGCUAGAGUUUCAAAGGUUCUGCUUUUAAUGCACUUUUUUCUUUUAUAUACAAUUUUGUAUUAAAAUAUUUUAGAAAUGUUAGUUAAUUUUGAUGAACAAAUAUCCCCCAAAGUUGAAAUUAUUGGAAUUUUAAAUUUUCGUUCUUGCUGGGCUAUUUAUUUUGCUUUUAGCAUUAAAUGUCACCUCAGGACCCCUUUGUAAAGGGUGGUUUAGUUUCCAAAUUGUACAGAAAACAUAGUUUAGUGAACUGUAUUAAUUAAUUAUGCCUACGUCAGGCCUUAACAGAUGAAUCUAAAGCCUAUUUUUAUUUUGGUUAAAGAAAGAGAAAUCUAUCAAUAACCCAUUCUAUGUCUUCUCUCUGAUUAUUGGAAGGCAAACACAAGGCAUCUACUGACUGGUUUGAUCUCCUUCCUAGUCACAAAAGCUGCUGCUUUGCAAAACAGUCUGUGACAGAUGUGAGGAUUUGGACAGGUGCGCUUUCACUGGUUUCUUGUGGUUUACAGGCUGAUCUGUAUCUUCUGCUGGCUGAUUGAAACGUCCUCUUAGUGAGAUCCAACUUCCUGCGUAACCGGGGUUUUGAGCAUAGAGUAUUGUGUUUCUAGCCCAUCUCUGCGUAGCAUACUGCCUUGGGAUGACCAUAAAUUUAAAAGUGAUGUUAGGAAAUGUGAUUAAUGUUUUUCUUUUAAAAAUAUUGAAGGUAGACUAGCUCGCCGCUUGGGUAAACUCCAAGUCCAGAUAUUUUUCACAGAAAAGAGUUUCACUGUGGCUUGGCUCUGCCUCCAAGUCCGCACAGCACAGGUAUGGCUCAGGAGAGCUGGGGCCCCGGCCCGGGCCCGGCCCCCUGGCCAGCAGGCCCUAGCUGUCUCUAACCCAGUGUCCUGGUGAACUCUGUUAAGCACGUAAAGGAGCUGAGAUGGAUCCCUCACCGUCCCAAAGACACUGAACUUCAGGCCAAGCUGGGAGCUGGUGCCGCGUUGAGACCAGCGCCGCGCUCCUCAUGGGGGCCUCCCAGAGCACACACUCAGGCGCCCCCGCUCCAUAGGCUCCGCUUUGCUGCUUGUCAGGGGCAUAGGUGGGAGUGCGCCGGGGAGCCCCUCCCCCAGCAGCCCACCUGCGGCAGCUCUGGCCCCUGAGGGCGCUGAUGAGGGGGGAGUGUUAGCCACGGGUCCCUCUGCUCCUCCAGUGUCCUCUUCCUACCCUUUCUGUCCUUAGGGACAAGGAAGUCUGGGUGUCAGGCUGACAGCUCGUGUUCCGUGACCCCUCCAACCUGAUGUGCCGGGCACGCGUGUGUCAGUGCAGGCAGGAGAGUUUUGACAGUGGCAGUGAGCUUCUGUGCUGGCUUUUCCUCGCUUUGGGAGAAUAUUUGCAACGUAUUGAGACAGACAUAUCAACCUUAGAGGGCCUUCACGUGAGCAGCAUCCUGCAGGAGCCAUACAAGCUACAUGGAACUGCUUUCCUAGUGCGCGUUUUUAGGGAUAUUUCAUGCCUGCUUCUUACGUAAUUGUUUUUCCCCAAAGGUUAUUUCAAAGUCGAAACUGUGCCCUCCCCUCACAAAAAAACAAAACAAAAAAACAAAAAACAGUUAAUCAAGUGUUGAUCAUUGCUAAUUUAUUAUUUUUCUAAAACGUAUCGCAUAGCAAGUGAGGUGGGGGAGAUUUCGCGACUGACCCUUCCAAACUAGAGUUACCCUGCUUUGAUUUUAAGAUUUGUGUAUUUAUUUAUUUGAAAGGCAGAGCAACAGAGAGGCGGAGACAGACAGAGAGAGAGGUCUUCCAUUGGCUGUUCACUCCCCAGAGGGCGGCCACAGCCAGAUCUGGGCCAGGCAGAAGCCGGGAGCCAGGGGCUCCAUGCAGGUUCCCGUGUGAGCCACCUUCCACUGCCUUCCCCGAGGCGUUGGCAGGAAGCUGGAUUGGCAGUGGGGCAGCCAGGACUCGAACCAGCGCUCUGACAUGGGCUGCUGGCCUCGCAGGUGGCGGCUUCACCACAUCACACCACCAGCUUUGCCAGAUAAUCUGUACUCUUGUAAUGUAGAUGCUUUUGUUUCUUUUUAUCAUAAAUCUUCAAAGGAACACACAUGACCCAGCUUGAUGGGCCAUCUCCACCCGGGGCCUCCAUGUCUUGACUUCAUUGUAACGCGAAACCCACUCUUGUCUGCAGCGUGAGGCGGCGGGGUUGUGAGCGUGCAGGAGCCUGGCACCUGCCUCCUGCUGGCCUCGUCUUGGCCUUGGCAGGGUCCCGGACCAGGCGUUGUGUGGUCCCUGUGUGUCCCGUGCGCAGACACACACGUGCUCAGACGGGCGCGCUCACGGUGUCCGCGUCCACUGCCCUCAGGCGCUGUGGCACGGCUUUGUUUUUUUGUUUUUUUUUUUUUUUUUUUUUUUUUUUGUGAGAAUGACUAAUAAAUAUUUAAGACACUAAAAAAUAGAGAUCAGUAGAAAUGGCAGAGCAAUAGCUGGUAAGCAUAAAGGAUUUUGCUAUUUAAUCUUUUUUAUGUGUAACACUUCACAGCAUGAACACUUUUGUAUUAAACCGAGAUUUGUAUUCUAUUUGAGAUUCUAAAAUGACAUAGUGAUUUGUUCUUAAUUCACCACUAGAGAAAGUUUUUAAAGUUAAUUUUUUUUAUUUUCAGAAGAGUUCUCUUUUUAUCUUGAGAAUUGUUUCAUGGUCU